This is a messenger RNA of Bipolaris maydis ATCC 48331, 822 nucleotides long. The record is from RefSeq and is a predicted model, not a curated record. Lineage: Eukaryota; Fungi; Ascomycota; Dothideomycetes; Pleosporales; Pleosporaceae.
AUGGAAAUCCAGUGCCACGCCUGCAUUGGUGGUACUAGUGUCCGCGACGACAUGAAGGCCCUCCAGGACGGCCCUCAGGUCGUUGUUGGUACCCCCGGCCGUGUCCAUGACAUGAUCCAGCGUCGCGUCCUCAAGACCGACCACAUGAAGAUGUUCGUCCUCGACGAGGCCGACGAGAUGUUGUCUCGCGGUUUCACCGAGCAGAUCUACGACAUCUUCCAGCUCCUGCCCCAGUCCACUCAGGUUGUCCUUCUGUCCGCCACCAUGCCCCAGGACGUCCUCGAGGUCACCACCAAGUUCAUGCGCGACCCCGUCCGCAUUCUCGUCAAGAAGGACGAGCUUACCCUUGAAGGUAUCAAGCAGUUCUACAUUGCCGUCGAGAAGGAGGACUGGAAGCUCGACACCCUGUCCGACUUGUACGAAACCGUCACCAUCACCCAAGCCGUCAUCUUCUGCAACACCCGCAGAAAGGUCGACUGGCUCACCGACAAGCUCACUGCCCGUGACUUCACUGUCUCCGCCAUGCACGGCGACAUGGACCAGGCCCAGCGUGAUGUCAUCAUGAAGGAGUUCCGUUCCGGAUCUUCCCGUGUCCUCAUUGCCACUGACCUUCUUGCCCGUGGUAUCGAUGUCCAGCAGGUCUCCCUUGUCAUCAACUACGACCUCCCCGCCAACCGCGAGAACUACAUCCACCGCAUCGGUCGUGGUGGACGUUUCGGACGAAAGGGUGUUGCCAUCAACUUCGUCACUGCCGACGAUGUCCGCAUGAUGCGCGAAAUUGAGCAAAUGUCUGCAUAUGAUAGACUUAGGAUGCUUAGUUGA